Hansenula anomala is the source of this 1653-nucleotide messenger RNA. RefSeq lists its product as uncharacterized. The record is from RefSeq and is a predicted model, not a curated record. Gene Ontology annotation, cellular component: mitochondrion. The transcript has 2 exons. Bases 1 to 1518 code for a protein of 505 amino acids. Gene Ontology annotation, molecular function: fatty acyl-CoA hydrolase activity. Gene Ontology annotation, biological process: acyl-CoA metabolic process. NCBI's taxonomy places the organism in Eukaryota, Fungi, Ascomycota, Saccharomycetes, Phaffomycetales, Wickerhamomycetaceae.
AUGAUAAGAUACACAAAGAGCCUAAAACCUUUACAACCACUAAGAGCUUUGACUCCUGGUUCAAAUGAUGCUAGUGCCGCUGAAGAUGCCAGUACAACAAUUUUAACUGAUAAGAGAGAUGCCAGUACAGUUGUUUCCACUUUUGAUGAUGCUACAAAGAGAGCUACUUGGCUAACUGCCCUUGCUGAAAGAAAAAGUCAAUUGGCUCAAGGUAAAGUUAUUGAUUCAUUUGCUUAUAAUACUCCUCAAACACCAGUUAUCUCAGAUAAGACAAGAUCUGAAUCUUUUAGUUAUUUAACUUUAAACUUCAAAGAAGAUAUUUGGUUAACUGACUUCUAUGUUAAUGCUGCUGGUAGAUUACGUAUGGGUCAAAUUUUCCAAGACCUUGAUGCUUUAGCUGGUAGAAUUAGUUAUAGAUUCGUUAGUCCAGCUGCUCCAAUUAUCGUUACUGCUCAAGUUAGUCGUAUUUAUAUGUUGAAAAGAGUUGAUGAAAUUGAAAAUAAGAAUUUCAUUUUAUCAGGUUCAGUCGUUUGGACAGGGAGAUCUUCAAUGGAAAUUCUGAUUAAAGCUUCAACUACUGAAAGUUCAAUAAAGAAAGAUUUGAAAGAAGAAGAUAUUAAAGAUGAUGAUGUGUUUUUAACUGCUAGCUUUACUUUUGUCGCAAGAAAUCCGGAAACUCAUAAAUCUUUCCCAAUCAAUAGACUAUUGCCAAUUACUGAAAAAGAAUGGAUUGAUUAUAGAAGAGCUGAAUCUCAAAAUGCUGCAAAGAAAUUAGCAAAAGUUAAUGAAUCACUUGAUAAAAGACCACCAACUUCUGAAGAGUCUCAAUUAAUUCAUAAAAUGUUCUUAACCUCAAAAGAAUUGGCCAAUUACAACCCGUUACCUAAAAACGUUUCAUUUAUGAAAGAUACUUUAACCCAAUCAACUUCUUUUAUGCAACCUCAAUACAGAAACAGACAUUCUUACAUGAUCUUUGGUGGUUAUUUGAUGAGACAAACAUUUGAAUUGGCUUAUUGUACUGCUGCUUCAUUUUCUUGUGCCUUCCCAAGAUUUGUUUCCUUAGAUUCAACCACUUUUAAAGCUCCAGUUCCAGUUGGUUCUGUUUUGUUCAUGAACUCCACCGUUGUUUAUACUGAACAUAUUCAUGAGGAAGAUGUUGUUCCAAAAGAUGACUUGAAAGCUAAGAUUUUUGAUAAGGAUAGUUUCUUACAUUUUGAUGCUGUUCCAACAAACAAAAUAAGUAGAAAUCCAGAUGAUUUCUUGAAUAGACCAGGUACUUUGAUUCAAGUUAAAGUUGAUACUUCUGUUAAAGCAUUGAACGAUCCAAAACAAACACCAUCAGGUUCAUUCGUCUAUUCAUUCUUUGUUCCAAAAGAUUCAACUGAAGAUAGUAUUCCAGAUCCUGGAUUCUCUUCAGUUAUUCCUGAAACUUAUUCAGAAAUGAUUGAAUUCAUUGAAGGUAGAAGAAGAGCUCUAGAAACUGCUCGUUAUGCUCAACAAAUCAAAGAGAUCAAUUAAUUUAUUAUUUAAUUCAAGUUAUUUACAUAUUCACACAAUAUAAUUAAUAGAGAAAACAGGUACAUGUAGUUAAAAUAUUUCAUUAUUUAAUUAACAUUAUACAAAAUGACUAUAGUCCAUUACUUUUUUCUCUCC